Molecule: messenger RNA, 501 nt
Organism: Uloborus diversus
Lineage: Eukaryota; Metazoa; Arthropoda; Arachnida; Araneae; Uloboridae
Product: bicaudal D-related protein homolog
Exons: 2
Coding region: 111-383 (90 amino acids)
Source: RefSeq, a predicted model, not a curated record
ACCAGAAAACUAGUGUCAUUGUGCUUCAAGCUGUUUCGAAUAUGAUUUUGCUUCAACAUUCGAGAACGUUCUAAGGUGUACUAAAAGAAUGUGACGGUUUGCAGCGCAUUAUGUCCGCAUGCGGCAUAACAGAAAUGCAACAAACUUCGUGUGGUGGAUUAUACGGUGAUCUUGAGGAAUACUUGAGUGAAGUUGAGCGACGAGCCCAGCGAACGGCCAAUGACGGUGAUGAUGUUUAUGCUCAGCUGGUGCAGAGAGAAAAAGAUCUGGUGUUGGCAGCAGAGUUGGGGAAAGCCCUUCUCGAAAAAAAUGAACAAAUCAGCAGAGCUAAUGAAAGGCUGGCUGAGGAAUACUCACAUAAGUUAGAGGUAAGACCUCUUUGACUGAUGUAUAUGAAACACUUCUGUAUAGUAUGUAUGAUCUGUGAAUUUUUGUUCUCACGUGAAGUCAGUAACGCUAUCUAUAUGUUGUUCAUAUAAUUUUCAAAUUAUAAGAAAAAAU